This is a messenger RNA of Acaromyces ingoldii, 636 nucleotides long. RefSeq names its product putative RPL11B-ribosomal protein L11. The transcript has 3 exons. The record is from RefSeq and is a predicted model, not a curated record. Gene Ontology annotation, molecular function: RNA binding; structural constituent of ribosome. Bases 21 to 551 code for a protein of 176 amino acids. Gene Ontology annotation, cellular component: cytosolic large ribosomal subunit; ribosome. NCBI's taxonomy places the organism in Eukaryota, Fungi, Basidiomycota, Exobasidiomycetes, Exobasidiales, Cryptobasidiaceae. Gene Ontology annotation, biological process: translation.
CUCAAGAUCAUUGCGACAAAAUGGCUGAGUCCGGCAAGUCCAUCAACCCCAUGAAGGAGCUCCGCGUUGACAAGCUCGUCAUCAACAUCUCGGUCGGCGAGUCGGGUGACCGUCUCACCCGUGCCACCAAGGUGCUCGAGCAGCUGACCGGCCAGUCGCCCGUCACCUCGAAGGCCAGGUACACGCUCCGUGGUUUCGGUAUCCGCCGUAACGAGAAGAUCGCCUGCCACGUCACCAUCCGUGGACCCAAGGCCGAGGAGAUUCUCGAGCGUGGCCUUAAGGUCAAGGAGUACGAACUCAAGCGCGGCAACUUCUCGAACAACGGCAACUUUGGCUUCGGUGUCAACGAGCACAUUGACCUGGGUAUCAAGUACGACCCCGGUGUGGGCAUCUUCGGUAUGGACAUGGUCGCCGUCAUGGCGCGACCCGGGUUCCGCGUCUCGAAGCGCCGGGAGCGCAAGUCCCGAGUUGGUUCCUCGCACAGGAUCAAGAAGGAGGAGACUGCUGCCUGGUUCCGUCAACGCUUCGACGGCAUCAUCCUCGCCAAGUAAAAAAAAGGAGGUUCUCUUCAGAUCCACUUGUCUCUUGUAGUUUAUAGACGGGCGAAAAAGUAAACUUUCUUUCUCUCCGUUGCCC